Messenger RNA from Phyllopteryx taeniolatus (common seadragon), 6525 nucleotides. RefSeq names its product UDP-GlcNAc:betaGal beta-1,3-N-acetylglucosaminyltransferase 2b (gene b3gnt2b). Lineage: Eukaryota; Metazoa; Chordata; Actinopteri; Syngnathiformes; Syngnathidae. The transcript has 3 exons. Gene Ontology annotation, cellular component: membrane. The record is from RefSeq and is a predicted model, not a curated record. Gene Ontology annotation, molecular function: hexosyltransferase activity. Bases 586 to 1776 code for a protein of 396 amino acids.
GUAGGAGCAGCGAGCGUUGGAAAAAAAAAAAAAAAAAGAAAGAGGAAAAAAAAGUCGAACGUACUUGCUAUUUAUUAUAUCGUUCAAUUGGUCAUCAAUUGUACCGGAAAAAAACGUCCUCGACGACUCGAUGGAGUCACGGGGGGGAAACAGCGUGAGCUAAUGGAUAAUAUUGUUAUAGUAUUCUUGUCGAUACGUGAUAACUGAACGUUCACUUUCACCUGGAAGACAGCGAGUUUAGUGUUGAUCACCGGCUGAUACCAUCUACUGUAAAUAAUGGAUGCAGUUUCAAGCAAACAACUGUUUUCCGAUGCGAUUUGGAGUUCGAAAAAUGACAAAACUGAGUUGAGUUGGACUUGAGUGGUCUUGAAGGGACGCUUCUUUACUAUUUGUUUCCCCCCAUUUCUUCAUACAACAGGGCAAACGAUCGAUAUGCUGAUGGUUCAAGCUCACUCAGCAGCCCCCCACACCCCCCGCCCCUGCUCUUGUCCCACAGGGCGGAGCUAAGUAUGGGGUAAGCGAGCCAACAGGCGACAUUGCAACGAGACGAGGGCUCGCUCAGCAGCACAGGUGCGCAACGGCGUCAUGGCGCUGCUGCGGUUGAGGCUGAAGGUUCUGGUGACUGUGAUGAUGGUCAACAUCUUCAUCUUCAUCCUGGUCUCCCGACACGGCGGGCGGGAAAAGGGCUUCCAGUUCAAGGUGCGGGUCCCCUCCAAGCCCUUCUGGAGCAAGCUCACUCCCAGCUCAGGCUACUGGAACCGCCAGCAGCAGGUUCUGGACUUCUGGAACAACCCCAUCCUCGCCAAUUACAGCGUCGCUGACUUGCCCGAAUGGCUCAACGAAACCCGCGUGUCUUUUGACGCCUGCCAGCCGGACGGCAGGGUGACUACUCAGGUGAAAGACUACAACUCCCUACCCUUGCGCUUCAAGGACUUCGUACUCUACAUGCACUGCCGCUAUUACGCGGUCCUGGUAGACCAGCCGGACAUCUGCCGGGAGCCGCCCUUCCUGCUGCUAGCCGUCAAGUCCCUGGCGCCGCAUUUCGACCGGCGUCAGGCCAUCCGCCAGUCGUGGGGCCAGGCGGGUGCGGUCGCCAACCGGACCGUGGUCACCGUCUUUCUCCUGGGCCAGACCACGGCAGGGGACCACUACCCGGACCUGUCGGCGAUGCUGAGCUACGAGAGCGACCAGCACCGGGACAUCAUCCAGUGGGACUACCGGGACUCCUUCUUCAACCUGACCAUUAAGGAGGUUCUUUUCCUGGACUGGAUCCAGUCACGUUGCCCCGGAGCCAACUUCAUCUUUAAGGGCGACGACGACGUCUUCGUCAACACCUACGCCAUCCUGACCUUCCUGGGCGGGCUGUCGCCGUCCAAAGCCGCCGACCUUUUCGUAGGCGAUGUCAUCACCAAUGCGGGGCCGCACCGGGACAAGAAGGUGAAGUACUUCAUCCCGGAGAGCAUGUACAUCGGCUCAUAUCCGCCGUACGCCGGCGGCGGAGGCUACCUGUACUCGGCCAGCGUCGCCGCCCGCCUGCACAACGGCUCCCGCCGCGUCGCGCUCUACCCCAUCGAUGACGUCUACACGGGCAUGUGCCUGAUGAAGAUGGGGCUGGCCCCCGAGAAGCACAAGGGCUUCAGGACCUUCAAUAUCGAGGAGAAGUACCGCACCAACCCGUGCGCCUACAAGGGCCUGAUGCUGGUCCACCCCCGCACGCCGCAGGAGAUGAUCCAGAUCUGGUCCUGGCUCAACCAGCCAGACCUCAACUGCCAGUAGAGGGCGCCCACCCAUACGAAGGGUCAGACCAUUAUUUUGAGCAGUGGGGCGGGUUCUGACUUUUAGAAGUUGGCAGCUUGUCAUUGUGCUUGCUCGGACCUUCAGCCUGGAAAGGUUUGCUCCAUUUAUGAUCACCAGAGUAUUUUUGGCAGCCAUUUUACAGUAAGGGUAUUCCUACAAAUGGUACAUUCUGAAUGAUUAAUGCAGGAUUACAGCAUUACCCGUACCCUGCGACCGUUAUCGCAACCCUAACCCUAAGAACAAGGUUCAGGCUGUGUGUUUCCCACACCUCAAGUACGUAUAUAAAUCUUCUCACAUGACUUCUAUCAAUGUAUUCCUCAGUCCUAAAUCAUUAAGAGUUAAAAUCCCAUUUGAGGGUCCCCUUAUCGUGAAGCGGCGCCGUUCUUUUUUUUAAACUUGAUUUUCUCGCUUUGCUGUACAGAGCUUGAACCAAAGUUGUGUCAUAUUUAUACGGCUGUAACUAUUUAUAACGCUUUAACACUGUCUCUGCUCGCCACUGGGGUGGGGCAUCAAAAAUGCUGUAUUAUAUCGGAAUAUACCUGAAAAAUUUAAGCGAGGUAACGUCGUCCGAACUGUUGUCGUCAGUGUCCCCUUUCACACAGGGUUUGCGCGGAAAUUUGGUGAAUCAGAGACGGAAUUAUUUUACCGACCUGUGCCUUUCGACACAACCGUGUGUAUGAUCUCACACUGCAAACGGUGAAUUAUAUUAGAGAAAUGCGUUUGGUGUUGAAUUAGACGCGACGACCGCUGUUCCCCUUUCACAAAGCCGCUGUCCUGCCCGUCACGCUACCUCGGAAAAUGGAAAAUGGUUGACUCAACAACCCCAUUCUGUAUUCUUUCAGACGAUACCCCAUUGGAGCAAAAUUGCCAUUUCAGAGACGAACUUGUUUUAGUGACCUGUGCCUUUCACGUAGAGAUGCAGAAUCCCGCAAAUUUGUUAUCAAUGUCCGCUGUUGAACUUGACACCCGCGUCACGGCUAUUUCCGUGAUUAUUUUUUUCUCACAGCCGCCGUCCCGUUCCUGAUACUACCUCGGACGCUGGAAAAUUUGCGGUAUUCUUAUUCCUUAUCUUUUCACAAAGAUCUCGAAAAAGUUUCAAAUAAAUUGUUCGCCUAAUAGCAAAAUGCCAAUGUGCGGGCUAUAAAUGCAUUUACUUGUUUUCCAGAAACGUUCAAACAGGACUUCGGCAACUAUGCUAUUCGGCUAACGGAAUGUAUGACACUUCUGCACACGAGUAGGACAACUCUGGCAUACUCGUAGGACAACUGCAUGUUACUAGUGAGGCAAACCUGCACUAGUUGACAGGCGCGCUAAUCGUACUACUCGUGAAAUGCUAGAUAACUAGUAGAAUUUUUAUAGUGUCACUAGUAAGGACGGCUUUUCAUAAAACCAUUUGAGCAUUUAUUUGAUAUCCAUCUUAAGGUCCAAGUCUUUGUCUUCUCUUUGUUGUCACGACUAAGGCAAUUCAGCGCACUAGUCAAAUGAUAAGGGUGCACUAGUAGUACCACUGUCUUACUAGUAAAGUUUUUUCUGUUUGACAUUUCUGCACACUAUUUGGACAACUUUGGCAUACUAGUAGAAUGUCAUUAGUGCAGCGCAGUAGUUCACUGGUAAAGUUUAAUUGCAUACAUGUAGGCCAAAAGUGGUACUAGUAGUGGGGGGGGGGGGGGAAGUUACUAGUAAAGACAUUGUCAUUCUACUAGUGUGCUGAAUUGUCUUCCUGGUGAGGACAAAGAGCUAUCUGGAUAUCAAGGAUAUGGAAUACAGUAAAUGCUUAAACAGCUUUCCAUUGUGAAAAACAUGUUAUUGAUUAUAAAUGUUGCUAUGGUAACUUGUUGUUUUAUAUUCCUGGUGGCUGGAGGCUUAGUUUGCGCUGCUAGUCCGUCCUCCUAGCGCAGCCCGCAGGGCGUCGGCCGUAGUGUUUGUAAAAGGUAAAUGCUGGAGACGUUAACUUUGUCAGUCUGCUUGUGGAAAACAAGUGUUUGCGAUGCCAAAAUUCGGCGAUAAAGCAGUGAAGAAAUCCUACAAAUUUGAAAUCAUAAAAGUUAGCGUUAUCUUCCCGGGCAAAAUGUUGCCGUUAAAAAGUUUGUAAUAGCAAUUCUGUGCGUUCGGAAGGGGGAGAGAGAAUGAGAGUCAGAUUGUUUUUCUGUCUCAGAUUCAAAUAAAUUUGUUUAUACAAGGACACACUUUUAGUUUCGGAAAAUGCAGAAUUGAUUUUCAUUGUACAAAUGAUCUCCAACUCACUUUAUGUACGGAAAGUCGGACGUUAACCCUUACGAACUGGAAAGUUAGUGUUGCGUCAAAAAGUUGUCUGGGACAGUUUUGGUGAGUUAUCAGAAAAUGAUCAGAAAUCUAAUUUUCCAUGUUUCUGAUAUGACGAAUAAACUAAUUUGUUCAUACAUGAUCACUUUUUAGUUUCGGAAAACGCAGAAUUAAUCAUAAUCGUACAAGUGUCCAUCGUGUGAAUGGUCUUUGACUCACUUUAUGUACUUAAAGUCAGUUAAAGUCAGAUGCUAACCCUCCCCAAUAUUGCUAAUGCUAAUGCUUCCCAUUUUCGAUAUCUGCGCUAGCGUGAACAGUGAAUUUUUAUGUUCACACUUUGGUUGUUGGUACGUAUACUAAAUGUUUUUGUUUUUUUUAAAUGCCCUACGAUCUACGCUCGUUUUUAUUUCGGUAUCAGAAGGACCUAUUUGAUGAACACAGUGUUGGAAUUUGCGGCCGAUUUCCAAUUUAAGAAAAAAAAGUGACUUGUCACUGACUCGUCAGACACGCUAGGUGUCGCGUACGCACUUUAUGUACGUUGCGCUGUGUAAAAGCUAUCACGCUAACAAAACAGAAAUCAACUACCGACAUUGACGACCUCUGUCGUCUGUACCCUCACUACUUAAAAAUUAAAAAUAUAUGUGGCACUAUACGCUAGGAUGUAGUUUUUUCACAAUAAGAAGUAUCGAUUGGACGUAUGGAAGUACGUUAAUAUGGAAUUUAGGCCGAUUUUAGAUUUAGAAAAAAUAAAAGUGCCUUAUCGCUUACUUGUUGGAGACACAAGGUGUCUAGCAUGCACUUUAUUUAUAUUACGAAAUGUAAAAGUCAGAGAUAUUAACGUUCACACAGCGAAAAAUUAACUCCUCACAUUGCUAAUCCAAAAAUUUCCCAUUUGCGAUAUCUACGCUAGUGUAAAUUGUGACUUUAUAUGUGCGUGCCUCGGUUGUCGGCGCUUGCGCUACAUAAACAUUUUAAAAUGUAUUACGUAUAAUAUAUGCAAUUGUGUAGUUAUUUUGGAAUCAGAAGGAUUAAUUUGACGCACAUAAUUUGUGAAUUUGGGCUACCUUAAAUUUAUUUAAAAAAAAAAAAAGGGGGGGGGGGGGACUUUCACGUCUUAGACUGUUGCUGUUGCGUACGUUCAUUAUCUACCUAAUUUUAGAUAAAAGUCAGAUGCUAACCCGAGGUUGAAAUCAACUGACAUUGCUAAUGCCUGCCCUUUUUCCUGAUAUGCGCGCUAGCAUAAUGCGUAAAUUUAUACGCUCACAUCUUGGUUGUCGUUGCUCCCUUCUUAAAACACUUCUUUUUUUUUUUUUUUUUCCCCCUCCAAGCGCUAUAUGUUGACAUGUUAUUUCGGAAUCGGAAGGAUGGAUUUGACAUACGAAAUGUCGUGAUUUGAGCUGAUUUCCAAUAAAUCUGCUAAGUGACUUAUCGCUGCAUCGUCAGAGACGCUUGGUGUCGAUUAACUUUGCUCGUCGUGGUCUUCAGUAUUACCAAUAUAAAUAAAAAAAAAUAUUCCAAAAGAUUAAAAAGCGGACUGACUUGUGUGAAAGUGGGUCGUGAUUAGGACUCCCCCUGCUGGUCAGGUCAGUCAAAUGAGCUGCUGUAAGGCUAAGUGGUUAGCAUGUUUUUGUCGUUAAAUACCACCUUAUUUAUGUUCUCGCUCACAUAGGACAAUCACGUAAACAUUUCUACAGUAUAACAAUGAUUUAAGGACUUAUGGUCUGGGUUGUUUUUGUUCGUUAAGAGAUGAUGUCGUAUCCCGUGACGAUCGAUUACUUGAAUUGUUUACAUUCAAAGUCAUCGCUGCUCUUUUUUGACGCUCGCUGUUUCUUGGCUGGCUUUUUUUCUCUCGUCUUGUGACGUAAAAACACUGGUAUUAGCCAUUUGUUGCGUGAGGUUGAAGAAUAAAGAAUAUUCAGUACGUAUACUGGAUGUACAUACACUCCUCGCAUAAAUUUCAGGAUAUUAGGAUUUUAAGGUGAAAUUCCACCCAACACCCUAACUUUUUGCGAGUAGUGUAUUUAAAUAUUUUAGAAGGAAAGCUGCACUCAGGGUAAAGACGAAUGAAUUUUUCAUUCAUCUUUAAUAAUUUUUCAAGCACAAACGACAAUUGUGCUUGUACGAACUAGAGGUGCGAUACUAUACAAUAUUGCGAUUAUGUGAUAAGUGUUUUUAUCAAAGGCAAAUGGAACCGUAACAAUUUGAUUUGCUGUACCUGUAAAAGACAUUGAUACGAUACAUCACGAUAUCGGUAUGUUGUCCCGGCUCUAGUUUCAAGAUUGUCGUAGACCAAAUCUGUGCCUGAUGUUUGUGGUUCGGAUGUGUCAAAGGUGAAAUGUAAGUGCGACUGCUUUUUUGUUAUCAUUUUGAUUCUUUCUGUAAUUGUGUAUUUUGUUGUUUUUUUAUUACAUUGUGCUGUUUUCUGUGUUUUUAUUGUUGACACAAAUAAACGUAAGACACCCAGGA